This is a messenger RNA of Arvicola amphibius (Eurasian water vole), 1257 nucleotides long. RefSeq names its product hepatic and glial cell adhesion molecule (gene Hepacam). Lineage: Eukaryota; Metazoa; Chordata; Mammalia; Rodentia; Cricetidae. The record is from RefSeq and is a predicted model, not a curated record. The transcript has 7 exons. Bases 1 to 1257 code for a protein of 418 amino acids.
AUGAAGAGAGAAAGGGGAGCCCUGUCCAGAGCCUCCAGGGCCCUGCACCUCGCUCCUUUUGUCUACCUGCUUCUCAUCCAGCCAGUCCCCCUGGAGGGGGUGAACAUCACCAGCCCAGUACGUCUGAUCCACGGCACGGUGGGCAAGUCUGCCCUGCUUUCUGUGCAGUACAGCAGCACCAGCAGCGACAAGCCUGUGGUGAAGUGGCAGCUGAAGCGUGACAAGCCGGUGACUGUGGUGCAGUCUAUAGGCACAGAGGUCAUCGGCACUCUGCGGCCUGACUAUCGAGACCGUAUCCGGCUCUUUGAAAAUGGCUCCUUGCUUCUCAGCGACCUGCAGCUGGCAGAUGAGGGAACCUAUGAAGUGGAGAUCUCGAUCACUGAUGAUACCUUCACAGGAGAGAAGACCAUCAAUCUCACAGUAGAUGUGCCCAUUUCAAGACCACAGGUGUUAGUGGCUUCCACCACUGUGCUGGAGCUCAGCGAGGCCUUCACCCUCAACUGCUCCCAUGAGAAUGGCACCAAACCCAGCUACACCUGGCUGAAAGAUGGCAAACCCCUCCUCAAUGACUCCCGGAUGCUCCUGUCCCCUGACCAAAAGGUGCUCACCAUCACCCGAGUGCUCAUGGAGGAUGAUGACCUGUACAGCUGUGUGGUGGAGAACCCUAUCAGCCAGGUCCGAAGCUUGCCUGUCAAGAUCACCGUGUAUAGACGAAGCUCCCUCUAUAUCAUCUUGUCUACAGGAGGCAUCUUUCUCCUUGUGACCCUGGUGACAGUCUGUGCCUGCUGGAAACCCUCCAAAAAGUCUAGGAAGAAGAGGAAGUUGGAAAAGCAAAACUCUUUGGAAUACAUGGAUCAGAACGAUGACCGUCUAAAAUCAGAAGCAGACACCCUGCCCCGAAGUGGAGAACAGGAGCGGAAGAACCCAAUGGCACUCUAUAUCCUGAAAGACAAGGACUCUCCGGAGCAGGAUGAGAACCCCGUUACAGAGCCUCGGAGCACUACAGAGCCUGGCCCGCCCGGCUACUCUGUGUCACCACCAGUGCCGGGCCGCAGUCCGGGGCUGCCCAUCCGCUCAGCCCGCCGCUACCCGCGCUCCCCAGCGCGCUCCCCCGCCACAGGCCGGACGCACACGUCACCGCCACGGGCCCCGAGCUCGCCUGGCCGCUCGCGCAGUGCCUCGCACACACUCCGGACUGCGGGCGUGCACAGAAUCCGCGAGCAGGACGAGUCUGGGCAGGUGGAGAUCAGUGCCUGA